This is a messenger RNA of Hyphopichia burtonii NRRL Y-1933, 384 nucleotides long. RefSeq names its product ribonuclease P protein subunit (gene RPR2). Lineage: Eukaryota; Fungi; Ascomycota; Pichiomycetes; Serinales; Debaryomycetaceae. Gene Ontology annotation, biological process: tRNA processing. The record is from RefSeq and is a predicted model, not a curated record. The annotation marks the transcript as partial. The transcript has a single exon. Gene Ontology annotation, cellular component: nucleolar ribonuclease P complex.
GGAACUGGACAGAAAGGACCUCAGCCCCCCAAACAAGUGCCUAACAGGGAGCAUUAUUCCAGAAUUUCAUAUUUGAUUCAAGCUUCCAACUAUUUUAAUAAUGAUCCCAAAUAUUCUGUGUUGUCAAGGAACUUGACGAGGACGGCAGACCUUGUAUCAAAGAAGACAGUAUCCAAGCUUACUCCGAACUUGAAGAGAAUGAUAUGUUCUAGAUGUAAUACGUUGUUGGUCCAUGGGUUGACGGAGACAAAAACGAUUGAAAAUUCAUCAAGACUGAAAAACUAUAAAAGUGAUAUACUAGUAAGUCGAUGCCAAACAUGCCGAGCAGAAAAGCGGUUCCCAAUAGGAAAAGAUUUGGAUUACACUUUAUUCAGCGAGAGAGAA